CAGGGAACAGACAGUGAGCAUGCAGCCAGACAGUGAAGAUGAACGGAUAGAUGGGUGGAAGGAUGGAUGUCAGACAGAGAGGAUUUGUGGGAGAAAGUCAGAGACAAGGGGAGAGAGAGGUGCAGAAAAAGACCUGUAGCUUUCUCUUAUUCCUUCAUUCUUCUCGUCUCUGGAUUUUUAAGCUGCAGCCAAGUAAAGAUGCAAUCCUGCGUUCUGAGUCACAUCGCCUUUUCUGUGGCAAGGUACCUUUAUUCACCAAACUGGUGGAGUCCACCAGACGGAGGUGCUGGGUGGCUAAUCACUGGCUGUGAUCGCUGGUCCAUGAGGAGCAUGAGUCAUGACCUCAGUGGUGCUGGUUGACACUGGAGGGACGGUGGUGGAGUAUGUUGCAGCUGAGGAGGACCCCCAGCAGGAUGGAGAGUGUGAGGUGGACCGGGAGUUUGAAGGAGAGGAAAAGAGUGAAUGUGAAGCUGAGGAGAUCUGUGAAGAAGUACGGGACAGAGAGGAAGCUGAGGACCACCCAGCAGUAAUAGUGGAGGAGGUACCCGGUGCCUGCCUGGCUGAGGAGCAAGGUUACUCAGCCCAGGUGUUGGUGUACGAUGACGAGGCCUACCUGAUGCAGGAAGUGGGCGAUGAGCAGGAGGUAGAGACAGAAGGGGAGGCAGUGGAGGCUUCUGUUCAUGGCACAAGUGUUCACUGCUCUGACAAGACCAUUGAGGCUGCAGAGGCUCUGCUACGCAUGGACUCCCCCUCUAGCCUCAAAGAAGACCGUAGCCCAGAAUCAUUUGUCCCGCCUUGCAUAGUGACGCCAGAUUUCCUUCAUGCGGCCAUGCGGCCUGACAUGAUUACAGAGACAGAGGUGGAGAUUUCGACGGAGGAGUGCUGCGAGGAAGAAGAUGAGGAGAUGGUCACACUGCUUGAAGAACCAGAUCCAGGCCAAGAGCCUGUCAGGAAGAGGAGAGCUGGACGGAAGCCAAAGACUCAUCAGUCAGCUAUUUCCAAUGGAUCACUGGACCUUGGCAUCAAGAAGAAACCAAGAGAAGGCAAAGCAGGCAGCACCACCUACCUGUGGGAGUUCCUGUUGGACCUCCUCCAGGACAAGAACACCUGUCCCAGGUACAUAAAGUGGACCCAGAGGGAGAAGGGCAUCUUUAAACUGGUGGACUCAAAGGCUGUGUCCAAGCUGUGGGGCAAACACAAAAACAAGCCAGACAUGAACUACGAGACCAUGGGACGAGCACUUAGAUAUUACUAUCAGCGCGGCAUCCUCGCCAAGGUAGAGGGCCAGCGGCUGGUUUACCAGUUCAAAGAGAUGCCCAAAAACAUAGUCAUCAUUGACGACGACAAGGCAGACAUGCCCUCUCCUGACGAUUUGAUUGGCUCUGAGACUGUAUCCUAUGAGCGUGUUCCACCUCCAUCAGAUAUGCUGCUGCAGGCGACGGAGUUGCCAGCCUCCAAGAAGCCCAACAUCCUACGGGGUGGAAACAGGGCCAAUGUGGUCCAUACUACUGUCACUACAGGCAGCAAGCCAGUAGCAGGGGGUGGUGCAGCGAUGGUGACGGGGGUGCCAAGAAUAGUGUCUGUUUCAGGAGCAUCGGAUGUGAGUCAGACCCAGCAGUCUCACACAGCUAUCAUCCCUACCGCCACUGGGCCCAGGACGGUGCGGGUGGCAAUGCAGGUGCCUGUUGUCAUGACAACAUCACUGGGUCAGAAGAUCUCCACUGUUGCUGUGCAGCAGCCAACAGGAACAACAGGGGCAGCCAGCCACACCACCCUCCUCACAAACACUUCUGCUGGUAACGCCAGCUCACAACAGAAGGUUGUGAUCCAGACCAUCCCCACCAUGGUCCCAGCCACAGCAGAGAACGGAGACAAGAUCACUGUCCAGCUGGCCAAGAUCAUCACAAUCCCAGCCCACCAGCUAGCUCAGUGUCAGCUCCAGACCUCCACAGGCUCAAACAAGUCCAGCGUUGGGGGCUCCCCAGCGGGCAUCAGCCUCCUUGGGAGCCCCCUGACGGUCCGGGCCCUGGCACCUGUCAACGUCGCCCCGGGAACGCAAGUGAUGAGACUCACUGUGCCAACGCAGACGCAACAGCAGACUCUGGUGGUGUCUCAGUCAGGUAGUGGGGCGGGGGUAGUAACGGUAUCAACAGCUAAUCAGACAGUGACGGCACAGCCUCGGAUCAUAAGCGGCAUCAUUAAUGGUUCCGAGCUGGUGAUAGGAACACCAGCAACCGGAGGAGUCACAGUGGAGAAGCUGAAGGCUGCAGGAGUCCCGGCCCAACUGCCGAUUGCAGUCCAGCAGAACCAAGUGAACCCCAAAACUAUCCAGAACGCCCAAUCAGAGGCUGUGGACGCUGAGGUGGUUAUCAAACUGGAAACACCUGGCGUGACAAUAAAGACUGAAGAGCCUGAGUGUUAAAAUGCACACAUCUACCCGUAUCCAUCUUUUCCUUCUCCGCCAGAGACGGUUAGUUUGUACAUGUGUGACAUCAUUUUUACUCUUGUAAUAACCAGCAGCAGUCUGUGAGACUUUAAAGACUCCUGAAGGCCUGUUUUUAGUCCUGAACCUGUCUUCACAUCUUCCCUGUUGCUACCCCGAACUUAACUGAUCGAAGCCGGUCCUCAGAACCACACUGAAACCUCUCCGAGUGUCGUGUAUGGAGUUCAGACUACUCCGCAAUGUAGAAAUACACACAGACUUUAAAGGGACUUGUUGGGAAAAGUAAAGGGACCAACUUUGAUCACUACAAUUUAUGCCUUGUUAAAGGAUCGCUGUACUCACUGACUCAAAUUGGGGGAAAAGGAACGAUUCCUGGGGAAAAAAAAAAAAAAAAAUGCUGAAACACUACAAAACAAGGCAAAUAAUUACAACUACCCAAAUUUUGAACUAUCAAAAAAAAAAACAGUGAGGGAUGUAAUGAAGCUUUUGUAGAGACCAUUUGUUUAUAAUUUUGCUUCUACAGAUGUGAAAACCAGCAACUUCUUUUUUUUUUUCAUACUUAUAUCACUGUGCAGAUCAAGUGUAGGUGGUGCUACCUGAGUGCUGAAAGCGUGAGAGAAAGAUGGAGAAUGUGGAGCUGGAAGAAGCUCCAAGAAGGAACGAUAUCAGACAGAAAAUGGUCAUGUAUGUACAUAGAUAUAAAUAUAUCGACUAUAUACAGUUUAUGGAGCUAAAGUUAACAGAACAGCCCUAGAUUUUAAUUUUGACUUUUUUUCAUGUAUCGUCUGAACAGUAAGCUGAUAUUUGUUUGUGUUUUGAUACCUUGUACCAGGCACAGUAUUAUUGAAACUAGGUAAAGUAAUAUUUGUAUUAUUAUUAGUUCCUCUGUCUCUUAUCAGGCUGUUAAAUGCUCCUAUAGAUUCAAACAGACACAUGGUGUAGAUCAGUGGCCAGAUUGCUUGCAGUGUGUCCUCCAGCAUCUAGGAAAACCUUUAGGUUUGAUUACCAGACUUAUUUGACUAAGGAAUCUUGGCUUUUUCUCAAUUCUUUUUUUUUUUUUUUUUUUUU
Molecule: messenger RNA, 3511 nt
Organism: Epinephelus fuscoguttatus (brown-marbled grouper)
Lineage: Eukaryota; Metazoa; Chordata; Actinopteri; Perciformes; Serranidae
Gene: elf2b
Product: E74-like factor 2b (ets domain transcription factor)
Exons: 10
Coding region: 338-2422 (694 amino acids)
Biological process (GO): cell differentiation; regulation of transcription by RNA polymerase II
Cellular component (GO): nucleus
Molecular function (GO): sequence-specific DNA binding; DNA-binding transcription factor activity, RNA polymerase II-specific
Source: RefSeq, a predicted model, not a curated record